UAUGUAGUUAAAAACGACGGAGGGUAGUACGUAACACGUAUAGUAAAUAGUUGUAGUCGUUGACUAUAAUCUAGAGAGAUUUAAAUUGUAUUUAAAUUUAUAAGUGUCUACCUCCCAUAUAACCAUGUUAAUAUUUAUGCUCGCCUGAUACCUGGAGGUCGCUUAAUGCUCAUACACACUAGCCUACACUGAGGCCUAUAAGGAUGACAGCUUCUGGUUAUCACUCAUCAGGAAAUCUGCAGGGACUAAAGUUUCAAGAGGGUCUAAACAAUGGCCACCAGCAAAAACGGUAAAUUCAAAACGCAAUCAAUCAUCUGAACUUCGUUCAACCAAGUUAAUGUCAAAAGUGAAACCCAUCAUUCCUCCAAACUUUAUAGAAAAUUUAUUUAAGCAGACACGAUUUACGAAGAAGGAAAUCGUUGGAUUGUGUAAACUAUUUAAAAAACUCGUCGCUAUUUAUGGCGCCGAAUCAACGUCUUCGGUAGCGGCAAUGAGCUCGGUUGUUUUAAUAACGAUACCAACGCAGGGUUUCGACCGGUUGAUGUUUAGAGAAUUCCUGCAAAACGAAUUGGGCAUUACAACCGAGGAGAUUUUGACGGAUCGCAUAUUUUGUUUUUUUGAUCAACGAAAUGACGGCGUCAUACACGAAGACGAAUGGAUAACUGGGUUGUCGGUGUUGCUAAGAGGCACUCAGGACGAACGGAUCAAAUACACCUUUACCAUAUACGACCUAAACAACGACGGAUUUAUAACUAAAGAAGAGAUUUUCAGUUUGUUAAGAAACUGUUUGGUCAAACAUCCGCAAGACGAGGAUCCAGACGAAGGCGUACGAGAACUUGUCGACAUCGUACUGCGCAAAAUGGAUUGUGACAACGAUGCAAAACUUUCUUUUGAAGAUUUUUCAACAUCUGUCAACAAACAAUCGUUAUUGCUUGAAGCUUUUGGACAAUGUUUACCAUCUAGAGAAAUUUCUGAGAGCUUUUUAAACUCUAUUAGCAGUGUGCAGUAAACAUUUGAUAUGGUUUCAACAGCUAACUAACAAGAUUAAUGUAAUUAUUUAGAAAUUUUGUUUGGUCACACCCUAUUAUUAUCAGGAAUUUUUAAUAUUUAUGGUCAAAACAAUCCUAUAAUAGCUAUUACUUAUUCCUUAUUAGUUAUUGGUUUAUUACUUACUAUUAAAAUAGACCAAGAUACAUACAAUUAUGAAAAUAUGUACAAGUAUGAAGUUUACAAUUAAAAUGCUUUGAAUAAGUAGUGUAAUAAACAGUUUUUUUACUAGUGAUUAAAACAUGUCUUGUACAUUUUUAGGCUAAGUUGCUAAGGAAAUGAAAUAAAUUUUCCUAGUGAAAGUGUUACCAAAAAACUAAAAGAUGAUAUUCCUAUUAUCUCUAAACUUACAAUGUAUUUAUUCAUUUGAUCUAAUAUGUUAAAUAAUUAUAUAUUUAUUUAAAGAUAAUACACUCCAUUCAUUUUUAAAUGUAUUUUAAGUUUUUCCGUACUUACAAUUUAAACAUGCAUAACAAAAAAAUAUAUACAUAUAAAUUAUAAAAGAUACUAACUAUGAUAAAAUACGUUAUUUGUUAUUAUUAAAUAAUGUAUAUACCUAUGUUAAACAAAUCUAAAGAAGUUAACAUUUUUUUUUUUCUAUAUUCUAUUAUUAAAAUCACUUAAAUCAAUAUCUUUUAUCGCAAGAUGUAAAAUCGAUUAAUUUUACUACUACUAUUGAAUACUAUAAGUUAAUAAAUUAAAAUGACUCAACUUAAAUAAAUAGUAUAUAAAUUAUAUUAUUUAGUAUUUACUAUUAUUGUUAAUUUCGGUAAUCCUGGCAGAUUUAUGUAUUACAAUUCUUCAUAAUUAUGAAACGGUACAAUAAUAAUAAAAACUAUUCUCUUUGAUUUAUCAAAGAUAAUUUUCUUUAAUCUAUAAUAUGAAUAAAUGAUUACAUACAACAGUUGUUUAUUGUUGAUUAGGAAAAUAUUUCGGCCCAUGGAAAUGUCUAAUCUCUUAGUGCAAUUAAAUGUAUAUUGUUAUUAAAAUGUUGUAUUUAUAAUUUAUAUAUUUAGAUAUGAAAUAAAUUACCUACCAGAAGGAUUUUUUAAAUUACAAGUA
Messenger RNA from Acyrthosiphon pisum (pea aphid), 2109 nucleotides. Its product is annotated as EF-hand calcium-binding domain-containing protein 1. The record is from RefSeq and is a predicted model, not a curated record. The coding region runs from base 338 to 1009 and encodes 223 amino acids. Gene Ontology annotation, molecular function: calcium ion binding. NCBI's taxonomy places the organism in Eukaryota, Metazoa, Arthropoda, Insecta, Hemiptera, Aphididae. The transcript is spliced from 5 exons.